AUGCCGAACAACAAUGAAGAGAUUGAUUCCACGCUCGGAGCCUCUGAGCUGACUCCAACAACAGCGUCAUCUUCUUUACAACCUACAACACCACUAUCAGCAAUUUCUAACGUCUAUCAAUCACCAUUGGAUCAUAAUAAUAGUGAUCACCAUGAUGAUCAUCAUGAUAAUAGAUCUGAUUACUACGGCCGAGAGCUUUCGGACUACUCUUCUUCUACAAUGUCCAAUGAGAAUAGUAGCACAAUUACCAAUCAUCCUCUGAAUAACAAUAGGAAUAGUAUUAAUAAUAGUGAUCAUGAUCAUUAUAAUAUCAAUGAUAGAAACACAACCACCACUAGGAGACAAACAAACCGACUUGAUUUUACUGCGUCCACUCCAGCAGCUUCCUCCACUUCUACGCAAUCCCAUGCACCUUCUUUCCAAACACCAACAAAUACAUCAACAAUUUUCAAUAAUGACUUUUUCCAAAAUCAAGAGGUGAGACGCAUGCACAAGCAAUUGCACUCAAUAUUAUCAGAUUUGUUUUCAGAGCAUCACCAUUUGUAA
Naegleria lovaniensis is the source of this 546-nucleotide messenger RNA. RefSeq lists its product as uncharacterized. The record is from RefSeq and is a predicted model, not a curated record. Bases 1 to 546 code for a protein of 181 amino acids. NCBI's taxonomy places the organism in Eukaryota, Heterolobosea, Eutetramitea, Acrasida, Naegleriidae. The transcript has a single exon.